Messenger RNA from Ictalurus punctatus (channel catfish), 4924 nucleotides. RefSeq names its product methyl-CpG binding domain protein 1b (gene mbd1b). The record is from RefSeq and is a predicted model, not a curated record. The transcript is spliced from 16 exons. Gene Ontology annotation, molecular function: DNA binding; zinc ion binding. Lineage: Eukaryota; Metazoa; Chordata; Actinopteri; Siluriformes; Ictaluridae. Bases 707 to 2602 code for a protein of 631 amino acids.
GAGUUCAAACUUCCGCUUCCGGUCUGUUUGAAUUAUUACCGGAUGUGUUGGUGAAAUGCGUGAACUGCUAUAUAAUGCAAUCUGAUGUUUUAACUGUGAUUCCAUCCCGUAUUGUGCUAUAUCGUAACAGUGCAAUUUUAACACCUUAGCGUGUCCGAUAACUUUUCACUUUGUUCCUGCUUUAAACAUCUCCAGGCUCACCUUCGGACAAUUAGCUAGCUAAUGCUAAAGCGACGCUUCGGUCAAUAAGCUGUUAACCUGAGUAUGGCACUGUGAUAAGCGCGUUCUAAGCAUCUCGUUAGAAACCUGUCACAGGUGAACCGUGGGGUAGGAUUGCACGGCUGUUCUGGAAAGUGUUACUGAAGUGGUAAGGGUUAAAACUACGUUGUUCAACUGAACAGCCAGUCAGCGGAACGACCCGGCUGUGUGCAUACAGUUGCCCGAGUAGUUAUCCAGCUCCAGCGUUCACUUCACGCUUCUCCUUCUAGUCGUACAUGUUCUCAGCAGGAGCAGAGGAAAAGGAUGCAACCGAACUCUGUUAUGGCUCGGUUUAACUUCCUUAACGUCAUAUUAUCAAACCUUUAAUGGCUGCUAACAUUAUUAAAGCGAAUAUUAGGUAUCCGUCGAGAGAACUGGACGUUUAUAAAUGGUUUUAUUUUUAAAGCCUUUUGUGGGCUAGACCAACUUCGGAGAGUACUGUUCAGUGAUGGAGAGAGCAGGGGAGGAGGAGAAGCCGCUGUUCAGCAGCACAGAGACCAGACACUUUACUGACACCAGUGUUGGACAAGCCGGAAGUGGAAUUGAGUCCGUGAAAAGCCUAGAUGAGCCUCCCGUGGACUGGUUUGAGCCUCUGGAGGAGGACUGGGAGGAGGACGACGACGACGACUAUGAUGUACAGAGCUGGGAUAUAGAUGGGGUCAGGGACGCUGAGAUGGACAGUCUGGCUGGAGAGAGUGAGAGGAGCGGCAGUGUAGCUGGGAGUGAGAGAAACUACCGAGGAGGUGCUGUGGGGAAAAGGAAAAGGAAGUGGCGGUUCGGCUCCGAUGAUGGCUGGGAGGAUUGUCCUGUUCUGGGAGAGGGCUGGAAACGCAAAGUGGUUCUGCGUCGUUCUGGUAUGAGUGUGGGGCAGAGAGAUAUCUACUACUUAAGCCCUAAAGGUGAUAGAGUAAGAAGUAAGAUUGAACUACUCAAAUCCAUUGGGAAUAGUGUGGACCUUACCAACUUUGACUUCAAAACAGGGCUAUUUCUUGAUGGUGAACCUACAAAAAGAGGGAUAAAGAAGAGGAAGAUGGACCACUCUUCCCCAGCUGACUGUGGUUUCUCCUCAGAGUCCAGUUUUCACAAUGAGGCAACUGAGGCUUAUGACAGGGCCUACAGUCCAGGCCCUCCAUAUAGCCUCAGUCACUUUGCUCAGCAGAGGCUAACUCCUUCCUCAAGUCAAAAGGAUGUUCCUAGUGUUCCCAGUCCUGGCACAUCUAAUGAGAACCGCAAUCAGACUCUCGUAACCCAACCAGCAGGCCACACAAGGCAGAAUGUCCCUUCUAAUGCAGGCUACCUUUCACAGACUUUAAAAAUGCCCACUAACCUGGAGGAUGGACCUAACUAUAUUCCAUCUAACUCCUGUCUUAGCACCUGUGCAAGAUGUAGGAACUCAUUUACAAGUGUAGAGGGACUGACUAUGUGUGAAAAAUGCAACAAAGCAUGCAAUGCCUCUAAAGAUAACCGCAACAUUACAUUUAGAAAAUGGCUUCCCUGUGGGUUUUGUCGAGCAUGUCAGCUCACUGAGGACUGUGGGGUUUGUGCCAGCUGCAGGAAUGGAAAACUGAACCCUCACUACCGAAGACCUAUUAGGUGCCGUAAGCGGAAGUGCUUGUGUCCAUCCCUCAAGAGGCGAGCGGAUGAUGUACUUCCUCUGGCACAGUGUGAAUCAGUAGGCCAUAGACAAGAAAGAUUAGAAACUAUUAACACGAUUUCCAAGUACAAUUCGACUCUGGAUAUAGCUCAUCGGCCAUCACUGCCAGACUUUAAGGAAUCACAGUACAGUGACUCUGAUGAUCAGUCACCAUUUUAUGAAGAAAACGACAGUGAGGGAUUCUUAAGGAAGUUUCGGCGUUCCUGUGGACGAUGUAAAGGGUGUGUUGCCAAAGCAGACUGUGGAACCUGUGAUUAUUGCAUAGACAAACCCAAAUUUGGUGGCAGCAAUAAAAAAAGGCAGAAGUGUCGUCAGCGUCAAUGUCAGAGAGAAGCAAAGGGCUGGACUACACCUGGCAGACCAAGACCGCAUUAUGCUUACAGCCAUAAAGUCCUGCGAGGGAACAGAGAAAAGUGGGAUUUUGAGUUCUCUGACAAUGAAUGCGAGAAGGAAAGAAUAGCAAAAGGUUCUGUUGUUGGUGUGCGCUAUGUGGAGAGAGAGAAGCAUUGCAUCUCAGAAUACAAUGGACAGGAUGCAGAAAUUGAGGCAAGCCAGGUACUUUCUGAUGAUCAUCUUUUGCAUCUGUUCUGUGAUGAGUGGACUAUAGUAAAGGACAGGAAGUGGCGGCAGCCCCCAGCAACUGAACAUGCAGAGGAGCCAGAUGAGGAUGAAAUGGAGCCAACGUUAUAGCGGUGCUCUUCACUGCAUAGCUGCGGUGCCUGCUUGCUUCACAGGAAUUAGCUCGCGUGGACAAGAAGUGACCGUCUGCUGGACACGUAAAGUGACCAACCACAGUUUGUUACAUGAUAUAUGGGGCAAGUAAAUGAUAAUACCAUAAUAAAUUAACACAAGUUUAGUCUCUGAUAGAGAAUAUUACUGGCGCUUUGUUGUUAAUGGGCAACAUAACACAAUGUUUGUUUGUUUUUUUUUACUUAUUGAAUUAUUUUAUUAUAUUUAUAAGUUUAUUGAUGAAUGCUGCAGGAUUUAUUGUAUGCUCUGAAUACAACAGUCUGAUUGUAUUUCUCAGCAUCUCGUCUAAGGAGCUGCAAGAGAAAAAGUUCCUAUCUUAUUAUUUAUUUAUUAUUAUUUCCAUGAUUCAUUAAUUAAUCAGUGGUUAAAAACAUGAUGAUGAUGAUGAUGAUGAUUUAUCGUUGCAUGUAUUAUUAUUGCCCUAUCGGAAGUAAAGUUUAUUCAUCCUUAUUAUCUAUAAUGGAGCGGGAGAUGAUGACUCAUAUCGAAGUUCAUGUGCCUUAAGGAAUCAAAUAAUAAAUCUUACACCUUUAUAUAUGUAAUAUUUGCAAAUCAAAGAUUAAAAUACUUUGUCCAGUACUUCGAUUAUAAUACAGCAUCCCAGAGUUCAGGCACAAAUCUAUGUGCACAUUAUAAAUUCAUAAUUGUUCUGAAUUAUUUUUAAAUUGUUUAAUUUCUUUAUGCAGAAUUAUACACAGUUAUUCAUAAGCUGAUUCACAAUCAUGACACAGUUAAAAAUGUUGCCCUUUUAAGUAGCUUCAAUGUAGUUACUUACUUUUUGCUUGACUGUAGCUUAACUACUUCAAACUAUGAGUAGCUUGUAGCUUGAAAAGCUACAGUUUCAAGGUACCUUCUCCAACACCGCCUAAAUCACAGCACAGCUGUUGUCUUUAACUUGUGUAUGAUGAUUUUGUCAGAUAAUAUUGUGGCUAUAAAAUAAGGAUUUUAGUAGUGCAGAGCAGCAGCUUGGAAGUAACUGCUGGUUAACAUGUAGUCUUAAUGUGACGUGUUUCAGUCACUAUUUCAUUCUCGUUCUGCUGUCUGACAACAGAAACAGAAAAUAUGUAAAUGAGAACAGCUUUUUGGGAAUUCGACUGUUUUAAAAUACCGUAUGCGAGCACAAAGAGUAGGAAAGAAGCAAACAGAUGUAAAUGGCUGACACUGGGCAGACUGCAAAUACGAUAUGAUGAUGUAAUGAUAUGCUAAUUAGCGCCUGCCAUAAUCUAGCGACAUUUAGUGACUUUCCAUUGAAAAUUGUUGGUAUAUUGACAUUAUGGUGAAGACGAAGCAAUGCAUGGGAAAUGCAAAUUUAGUUCAGCAUGGCUGGAAAAGGUGCUAUAUAAAAAUUGCUUUAUUAUUAUUAUUAUUAUUAUUAUUAUUAUUUUUGUUUUGGAAUUUUAAAAAGAAGAAAUAAACAGUGUUUGAAUGACCUCUAUUGUAUAGUCCUUAAAAACAAAAGACAGUGCAUGAAAGUCCUGGAAUUUUAUUAUGAAGCAUCUGUAUGAACCCUGUAGAAAAUAUUCCGUAUAGAAAAUAUUAAAUUUGAAGUCACAGACAAAAAGGCUCAAAAUUUGUGAGCUAAUACAAAGAUACAUACAAAACUAUUUAUUUGUACAUGAAUUAAUUCUUGCAACUAUUUGUGCACUUUUUUGUGUAGAUGUGUGCAUUGCUUCACUGAAGAAUCAGAACUGUGGGCCGGGGAUGAGACAUAACCCGUGACCAAUCAAAAGAGGUUAUGUUGUGAGGUCAUGUUCGAGGUUGUAGCAUCAAAAAUGAAUUCAUGUACAAAUAAAUAUUUUUGUAUGCAGUUUAGUGUUAGUUUGCUAAUUCGAGCUUUUUUGUCUGUGACUUGAAAUUUAAAAUACAGUUUUGUGAAAAAAUACAACUAAACCUCCCCCAUAUGUACAUGUGCGUCCUCAUGUUUUUACAUGAAGGCAAGUGUUCCAUCAGACACAGCAGUGUUAAUGGUGUUAAUAACAAAAUGUAGCAACCACACAUUUUAUAGCCUUUUGGGGUUUUUUCUGUGUGUAAUUUGACACUGCUUCUGAUUAGUUUGAAUGAGCUGAAACACUGCACUCAGUGAACAUUGAACACAAUUAUGCAGAAAACAUUUACAACACCUAUUUGCAGUAAACAAUGCAAAAUAAAAAAUAAGGUUUUCAUUUGACUCAUCCUUGUAUUUACCUAUCAAGUAAUGAACUUUUUUUUUUUACAGAUCACACAAAUUUUUAGCCUGGGGGGCGACAGUGUUGAUGAUGAUGG